Messenger RNA from Ectocarpus siliculosus, 1369 nucleotides. NCBI's taxonomy places the organism in Eukaryota, Phaeophyceae, Ectocarpales, Ectocarpaceae. The record is from the annotation of a GenBank genome assembly.
AUGAAGGCCCUUUUGUUUUGGUACCACGGCUACGCUGCCCACAUCAACGGCCCCACUUUCCGGGAGUUCGCGGAGGGCAUGGCAGCCGGCGGGUACGCCGUGAUCGCCGUCGACCAGCAUGGCCACGGGUACAGUGACGGCGCUACGGUGCUCAUCAACGACUACAAGCAUUUGUUGGAGGACAACAUAGCCAUCCUGGACGUGGUAACGCGAGGGACCCCGGACGGGGAGCGAAGUAACCUGGGCUUGGACCCCGACAUUCGCGACAAGAUGACGCAGCUCCCGUUUUUCUUCGGCGGACAGUCGUUGGGAGGAGGGCUGUCUCUGUUGAUGGCCAUGCAGCUGAAGAAUGACACCACCAGGCCUAACGUCGGCGCCAGGCUCCUUGGGGUGAUGGCUAACUGCCCGGCAAUCCGCGCAAACCCUCCUAAGGAACCCGUGCUCUUCCUCCUCAAGCACGUGGUCGCCCCUCUCUUGCCGUCGAGACAGAUCCCCAAGUUCAUGGAAAAAGUGUCGUUGCCCGAGCUCGUGUGGCUCAAGCCCGAACACAUGGAGAUGGGAGCCCAAGACAAGAUUGGCCAACCCGGGGGUCUGGGAUGGCCCGGGACGAUGCGCUUCGGAACCGGCUCGCAAUUGAUCGACAUGCUGGGUGAGCUGUACUCGAGACUCUCCGAGGUCGACUUCCCGUUUCUUGUGCUUCACGACCCGGAAGACGGGAUUGUGCGCUUCGAGGGCACGCAGAAGCUGCUCGACGAGGCUUCCACCGCGGCUGACGUCCCCAGAGGCAAGGAGGUCAAGGAGAUGCUGGGGCUGAAGCACGACUUGCUCUCCAACGCCACCACUCAAAUGCUGGCGGCCUACACCGACUGGGGGGCUGCGCGUUUGGAAGCAGGCGCGCAGCAGCUGACUUGAAAUGGAUCGACGGGAUGAGGCGCCUGCGCUCUCGUCUGAAGUCCUGGUUAUCUCUCCUCUUUGAGUCGGUUCUUUGAACGCUCUGCGGGAAGACUAUCACAGGAGGAGUCUCGUUUAGUGCCUGUCGUGUUUGUGUGCCGUUUGAGAUCUGGAUUGGGGGACUAAGUCCGGAGGCGGCGGUGCAAUGGACUGGAGCGAUACAAAAGUAGGUCGGAGAUCUAAUGCCCCCCCCCCCCCCCUCCAGCAACAAAACCCGCCCUGGUUUCCGAAACUUUUCCCAAUACCAGCACCCAUGCACCUGCGUGGUUCUUUCUGUAGGACAGGUCUUGAUUGGGCCGUGUUGGUUACAAAAGUGUCGCCUAUGUGCAUGUUGCAGUCGGUUCACUUGGGGAUCAGGCUGGGUUUGGGGUUUGUUUUCUUGCUCUGGUGUUGGGUUCGUCUGCACGGCGGUACAACA